GCUCGUCAACUUGUAAUCGACAAGCGCUCAGCACAUCAUUUCCUCUCACAGGUUUCUACUACUUCAUUGCUCGAAUUUCUACAUAUUGUCGUCUUCGCCCACUUGCGCUCUUCAGCUUCAUCCUCCCUGUGUUCCUAACAGUCCUCGCCGUGUAACUUGAUUGUGGUACCAUAGUAUGGCGGACGAUGUAGAACAUUGUCGAGCGGCUUUGGAGAGAUGUCCCCCCGGUCAUCCUGAUCGACCGUUUUCCCUCCACCACCUUGCCGUCAGCCUUCGAGACAGAUUCAAGCAGCGGGGCGUCCUGUCUGAUCUUGAUGAGUCCAUCGAGCUCAAUCGGGCUGCACUACUCCUUCGUCCCCUCGGACAUCCUGAUCGAUCGUUGUCUCUCAACAAUCUUGCCGUCGGCCUUCGAGAAAGAUUCUUCACACAGCGGCGCGUCCCGUCUGACAUGGAUGAGUCCAUCGAGCUCAAUCGAGCUGCACUACUUCUUCGUCCCGUCGGUCAUCCUGAUCGACCGUUUUCUCUCCACCACCUUGCCGUCAGCCUUCGAGACAGAUCCAAGCAGCGGGGCGUCCUGUCUGAUCUUGAUGAAUCCAUCGAGCUCAAUCGGGCUGCACUACUCCUUUUGCCCUCAGGCCAUCCUCUUCGACCACAGUCUCUCAAUAAUCUCGCCGUCAACCUUGGAGAAAGAUUCACGCAGCGUGGCGUCCCGUCUGACCUUGAUGAGUCCAUCGAGCUCCAUCAGGCUGCACUACUCCUUCAUCCCCUCGGCCAUCCUGAUCGACCGUUUUCUCUCACCAGUCUUGCCGACAGCCUUCGAGACAGAUUCAAACACCGGGGCGUCCCGUCUGACCUUGAUGAGUCCAUCGAGCUCAAUCGGGCUGCACUCCUCCUUCGUCCCCUCGGUCAUUCUGAUCGAUCCCAGUCUCUCAACAGUCUUGCCAUCAGCGUUCGAGAAAGAUUCGCGCAGCGGGGCGUCCCGUCUGACCUUGAUGAGUCCAUCGAGCUCUUUCGGGCUGCAUUACUCCUUCUCCCCCCCGGUCAUUUUCUUCGAUGGUCGUCUUUCAACAAUCUCGCCGUCAGCCUUCACUACAGGUUCACGCUGCAUGGUGUCCCAUCUGACUUAGAUGAGUGCAUCGAGCUCAAUCGGACUGCACUACUCCUUUCCCCCCCGGGUCAUUCUGAUCGACCACUGUCUCUCAGCAAUCUCGCUUUCAGCCUUGGACAGAGAUUCACGCAGCGGGGUGUCCCGUCUGACCUUGAUGAGUGCAUCGAGCUCAAUCGGGCUGCACUACUCCUUUUCCCCUCCGGUCAUCCUGAUCGAUCACAGUCACUCGAUAAUCUCGCCGUCAGCCUCCGAGACAGAUUCAUGCAGCGGGGCAUCCUGUCUGACCUUGAUGAGUCCAUAGAGCUCCAUCGGGCUGCAUUACUCCUUUCCCCCCCCGGUCAUUCCAAUCAAUCAUUGUCUCUCAUCAAUCUCGCCCUCAGCCUUCAAGACAGAUUCAAAGAGCGGGGCAUCCCAUCUGACCUUGAUGAGUCCAUCGAGCUCCAUCGGGCUGCACUACUCCUUUCCCCUCCCGGUAAUUUCAAUCGAUCAACGUGUCUCAACAAUCUCGCCGCCAGCCUUCAAGACAGAUUCACGGACCGGGGCAUCCCGUCUGACCUCGAUGAGUGCAUCGAGCUCCAUCGGGCUGCACUACUCCUUUCCCCACACGGUCAUUCCAAUCGGUCAACGUGUCUGAACAAUCUCGCCGUCAGUCUUCAAGGCAGAUUCACAGAGCGGGGCAUCCCGUCUGAUCUUGAUGAGUGCAUCGAGCUCCAUCGGGCUGCACUACUCCUUUCCCCACCCGGUCAUUCCAAUCGAUCAUUGUCUCUCGGCAAUCUCGCCCUCACCCUUCGAGACAGAUUCACGGAGCGGAGCGUCCCGUCUGACCUCGAUGAAACAUUUAGCCUGUUCUUGCAACUCCCCCACACAUCCCAUGCAGUCUCUUGUAGCGAUCUUACUGUUGCUAAGUCAUGGGUCACCAUUGCCGAGGAGACAAACCAUGGUUCUGCAUUGGUUGCAUAUCAAACUGCAUUGAAAUUCCUAGAUCAGCAUGUCACGCUUUUGUCGUCUUCGUCACGUCAUUUCGAUGUCGUAAGGAUGGCCUCGGCAUCGCUUGCUGUGGAUGCUUUCUCGUGCAGCAUUCGUCAUGGCGCGCUGACAACUGCUGUGGAACUGGUGGAGCAAGGCCGUGCAGUAUUCUUGACCCAGUUGGCACGCUUAAGCUCACCAUUUGAUGAACUUUCCUUGCUUGGUGACACCGGCGCAGCCUUGGCGGAAGACUUCAAGCAGCUGAGCUUUCGCCUUCGUAGCGCAUUCGAUCAGUCUACUAAAGACCAGUCCCCACAAAUCCGACAACUGACCAUGCAAUGGAACGAUGUCCUCUCCCGCAUCCGCAUGCUCCCCAACUUGUCUCGGUUUCUCCUGCCUCCCCUGUUCUCUGACCUACAGAAGGCCGCUGAAGAAGGUCCUGUUAUCAUCGUCAAUGCUAGUCAGUACAGCUGUGACGCCUUGAUUGUCCUCUGUGACCAAAAUUCUGUCCACAUUCCAAUUGAUAUUACGCGGGCCGAAGUCACCGAAUUGUCCUCCGAUUUUCAGUCCGUCGCAGAGCAAUUUGGUUCUUCCGAUCGUCAAAACAAGCUUGUUGGCAUCCUCCGCAAGCUUUGGCGUCAUAUCGUUGACCCUGUGGUCCAAGCCCUUAAUAAGUCGAAUGUCCACCCUGGUUCGCGUAUCUGGUGGUGUCCCACCGCUGAAUUCACUCUGCUUCCUCUACAUGCCGCAGGACCCUACGAGAGAGAGAGAGACAACUUGUCACAGAUUUACGUCUCCUCUUAUACCCCCGCUUUAGCGACACUCGUUCGUGCAAGACAGCGCCUUUCUCAAUAUGCAUCUACUCAAUGCUUUGUUGCAAUUGGUCAAGGAAACCCGGAUAGAGGGAAAGCAUUGCGAUGCGUCGCUCCUGAAUUAGCCGCCAUAGCUCAGCGUCUCGCACCAAUCGUGUCGUCCUUCACGCCGCUCGAGGACAGUGACGCAACAGUGCAGGGUGUUCUCGAUGCGCUAAACCAUAACCAGUGGCUUCACCUGGCGUGCCACGGAAUGCCGAAUCGACAACGACCAUUUGAAUCCUCCUUCGCAAUGCGUGAUGGGCCGUUGAUGAUCAGGGACAUCAUCCGAUCGAACUGGGAGAACCCGGAGUUCGCAUUCUUAUCGGCUUGCCACACUACCGUGGGCGAUGAGAAGAGUCCCGACGAGUCGAUCCAUCUCGCUGCGGCGAUGCAAUUCUCCGGAUUUCGCAGUGUCAUAGGUUCUAUGUGGUCCGUCGACGACGAGGUUGCGCGGCAGGUUGUGUCUGCUUUCUACGACAAGCUGGUGGAUGAUUCAGGGAGAUUGGACUGCACGAGGGCUGCGGUGGCGUUGCACAAGGCAGUCAAGAAAUUGCGGGGCAAAAAUAUUCCACUGGAACAACAGAUCGUAUUUGUUCAUAUAGGUGUCUAGUUUGAGGCUCGUUCGCUAUUUUCUGUGAUUCUGAUCUCUUUCAUUCCCCGCUGUCCCACCAUUAUCUCCGUUAUUUAAAUCAUGUCUGCA
Molecule: messenger RNA, 3628 nt
Organism: Suillus subalutaceus
Lineage: Eukaryota; Fungi; Basidiomycota; Agaricomycetes; Boletales; Suillaceae
Product: TPR-like protein
Exons: 2
Coding region: 176-3538 (1120 amino acids)
Molecular function (GO): protein binding
Source: RefSeq, a predicted model, not a curated record